This is a messenger RNA of Brienomyrus brachyistius, 2363 nucleotides long. Its product is annotated as ras-related protein Rap-1b. The coding region runs from base 219 to 773 and encodes 184 amino acids. Lineage: Eukaryota; Metazoa; Chordata; Actinopteri; Osteoglossiformes; Mormyridae. Gene Ontology annotation, biological process: Rap protein signal transduction; cellular response to cAMP; negative regulation of synaptic vesicle exocytosis. Gene Ontology annotation, molecular function: GTPase activity; GTP binding; GDP binding. The transcript has 8 exons. Gene Ontology annotation, cellular component: plasma membrane. The record is from RefSeq and is a predicted model, not a curated record.
UGCAGUUGGCGUGCGGCUGUGCGGUCCGGUAUGCCCCCUCAGUAUCUUAAUGGUCAGCUGACUAACCGUGGUGUGGGAGUGUCCCGAGUGACAGGAAGGUUUCUCACCGUGAAGCAGCAGGGACUGAGCACACAGCUGUGUAACGUCUCGGGGUUACUGCCAAGUUUCUGCUGGAAGGGACGUCGUGUGGAACAGGCUGAUUCCGGAAGCUCUGCACGAUGCGUGAAUACAAGUUAGUCGUCCUCGGUUCGGGAGGUGUCGGCAAAUCGGCUUUGACUGUACAGUUUGUUCAGGGGAUAUUUGUUGAAAAGUAUGACCCUACAAUAGAAGACUCUUACAGAAAGCAAGUGGAAGUGGACGGACAGCAGUGCAUGCUGGAGAUCCUGGACACGGCAGGGACGGAACAAUUCACAGCCAUGAGGGACCUGUACAUGAAAAACGGGCAAGGUUUCGCCCUUGUCUACUCCAUAACGGCACAAUCGACCUUCAACGACCUGCAGGACCUGAGGGAACAGAUCCUUCGGGUCAAAGACACUGAUGACGUGCCCAUGAUCCUAGUGGGUAACAAGUGUGACCUGGAGGAAGAGCGAGUGGUGGGCAAGGAACAGGGCCAGAACCUGGCGCGUCAGUGGAGCAGCUGCGCCUUCCUGGAGUCCUCUGCCAAAUCCAAGAUUAAUGUCAACGAGAUCUUCUAUGACCUGGUUCGGCAAAUCAACAGGAAAACCCCAGUACCGGGAAAGGCACGCAAAAAGUCCACCUGCCAGCUGCUCUAAUGACGGAGCAUGCCAGUGCUCUGAGCCAGGUCUGAUCGUCCGCUGCCUCCCCGAGCAGUGCCAGCAUUCCAACUUCACUAAAAACCUAAUGUCCAGCGGACUUCCCUGUGUGGUGACACCCUUUAACAGAAGAAACCAACGACCGGAUUCGAAGCUACCACGUCGGUUUUUGCACAUCGAUAACCCUAAUCGCCCUCCAGCGUCGCAAGACCAGAUCGUUUCUUAAAUCUUCUAACUGUAUGCAACUGAAAAACGGCCCAGAAGCUACACACAGUAUUAUUGCUAACAGAGGACGCGCUCUCCUCCCUACGCCAUUGUAAACGAGAGGGACUGGAGCCUGACAACUGUGUGGGUUGCCAGGCACCUGCACUGGCAGCCGUGAUGAUGUAAUGUUUAAAACCACCACUGUUUUAUUAAGAGGAAAAGUCCAAAGAGCGCCUAUAUAGCCUGUUUCAUACAACUAACUCUGCUCCUCCUUCGGUUAUUGUGUCUUUAUUUCCCACUUUCGUUUUCCUCCAUGUUCUUUCCUUUUAAGAGUUGAUUUCACUUGAUUUCACUCUGCCAACUUGCUACGUUGCAACAGCGAAUAAUAUGAUUUUAUUUUAGGAUAACCAGUGGUUAAAAUUAAUAGUUUUCUGUCAUGGUUGUAUUCUAUCUAGUCCAAUUUGUUACCUUCACAUUUUUGUUUUCUUUUAGAACAGAAGAGAAAUCAAUGCAUCCAUUUUAUUGUUUUUUUUUUUUUUUACAGAAACAUUUGUACAGUGGGGGUUUACAAAGGGGGGGUUCUAGCCAAGAGGAUGGGGCAGUCUGCCAUGAGACCAAAGUACUGUAGCGUGUUCAAACCGAUUUCGCUAACUGUUGCCUCAGCUCUCGACCUAUUUUUUUUUUUAUUUUAUUCUAUUUUGGGAUCUCACAGGUUAGACUAAUUGUCACAUCUGUCUUGACAGAAUCCCUGGUCGACAACAGGAAGUAUAUAUUUUAAAAUGAGGCUUUUAUUAAAAAAAUAAAAUAAAAUUAUGUUUAAGUCACCCUUGGCGCUUCAGUCACUGUAGAUUGUCACUGUACCCCCUCUCCCCCCCCCCCCCCCAUCCCCAUGCUGCUUGUUCAUGAAUCUGUAAAUUGAGGGUAUAGAAAAAAAAUAAUGGGUCUAGUCAGUACUUGCCUGUUAGUGUGUCUCCUGUGUGAUAUUUGGAUCUAAGAUGUGUCUCGGUGGAAGAGUGUGGGCUCCUCAGUAGUGAGUGUCGGUAACUUUAUCAAAAGAAGACUCAAGUUACCCCGGUUACCCAUGGGAGGGGGAGAAAGUUGCAAGUUUGUUUUGGUGUUUUUUUUUUCUUUUCUUCUUUCUCUUUUCGUGACUUCUGCUGAAUAAUUUAAAGAAUGCCUUGUCGCUAUGUAUGCAUUGAAGCAAACUCCUGGAUGUGAAAACAGUCUCUCAGUCCGCGUGCAGAGUCACAUCGUUUGAAAUGCAGCGUCUGCUUUUUGAGGUGGCCAAAUGUUAACUAAAAAGCCUUAAUUAAAAGUGGUGCAAUUUUGUAUAACCGAGCAUCUGUAGUUCAAUAAAUUGGAUUGCCAUGCAAGGGCUCUCGGUGA